AUGUAUGCAAGUUCUGCACAAUGCUGCAAAAACAGUGAUUCUCCAUAUGGCUCUGUCAAAUUACGACAUAUCAAUUAUGGUGAAGAGGGGAGACCUCUGAGUUCCUAUAACCGUUUGUCUAGAAGAUUCAACAGAGAAAGUGCUUCUAACUUUCCGGAUCUUCCAGCUGCUUAUUUUGAGAAUUUUUCUGGCGUGAAUCCAGUUCUUACGGUUGCCCUAACACCUGUACCCAAAGUUGAUUAUAGUGUGACAAAGGGCGGCGCAAGAACUUGGAUUGUUCUAUUGGUUUUCAUAUUCUUAUGCUCUAGUCUGUAUACAAUUUUCUCCGCAAAAGAAGCUGGAGAUUCGCAUCAUGAUCUCACACGACACUCAUCAGUAGAUGAUGAUGAUGUUCCUGUCUACAACCAUCCUGCAACCGAUGACAACGAUGACGAUGAUGAUGACGACGAUGAGCCCCCGCAGCCCAGUCAGCGAGCCGGCAAGAAACAUGAGCAGCAGACGACGCAGCAAAAAACAACACCGCCGCCAGCUCAAGUGACGGAUUCAGAUGAUGAAGACGACGAGGAAUCAAACGAGCAGACGUUAGGAGGAAGACUCUUUGCGGGGCUUAGAAAGAAGAUUACUGAUCGGUUAAACGAGAAGUCCGUGAAAGAAGAGCCAAAAACUAAAAGUGAUCAAGUUUUGAAUCCAAGAGAACUCCGGAAACUAAAGAAACAACAGAAGAACGUGAAGGUUGAGAAUUUGAAGGAAGAUGAUGAUGACGAUAACGAUAAUGAUGAUGACAAUGAUGUAGAAGAGCCAGUACCACAAAAGCCAUCCAGCAAGCAAAAAGCGCACAAUCAAAAGGAAGAGAAAAAGGAGAAGCAUAAAAAGUACCAACCUGUCAAAGAAGAGCCAGAUCUUGACGACGACGACGAUGAAGAUGAUGAUGAUGACGAUGAUGAUGAUGACGACGACGAUGAUGAGGAGGAUGAUGGGAAGGAUGAAAAUAAGGAAGAUGAUGGAGACGACGACGACGAUGAUGAUGAUGGCGAUGACGAUAAAGAUGGAGAAGAAGGCAAAAAGAAGGUGUCCGAGUCCAAAUCUGAUAAGAAAGUUGAGCAGAAAGACGACGAUGAUGAUGAGCCUCAUGUUUCACAUCGUGAAGCUCAGCGUCUCCGUCGCCAACACAUGCGAGAGAGUCGGAAGGAGAAUCGUCCACGCCAUGGAGGCAAAAGAGAAUGCAUUCAUCAGGAUUGCCCUGGUCAUGAGAGUUUGAAGCCAAGAAAGUCAUUGUUGAUACAGAAGAAGAAGAAGUCAAUGGUCGAAAAUAUUCUGGAUGACGAGUUCGAUGAAGACGACGAUGAUGAUGACGAUGAUGAGGAGGAGAGAGCGGAAAAUGAUAGAGAUGAUGAUGACGAUGACAAUGAUGAUGAUGUGGAUGAGAGACUCACAGAUAAAGAAAGCAGUAGCUCCUACAAACGUCACGCCAUCACAACAAAAGAAGAAAUCGGAUUCCGUGACAUUCUAGACAGAGCGGAUAACCUUGUUGAGAAGCAUCAGUAUGAAGAAGCAAUGGAACUGUUCGAUCAUGUCAUCGCAGUCUACCCAGCUUCUACUAGAGCAUACUUUGGAAAAGCUCGCGCCUAUGACAUUCGAGGAGAGAUAGAAGCAGAUGAAACGGAUAGAGAUAAAGCAAUUGAGAUUUAUGAAAAGAUUCUGGACAAUAGCGGUGUACCUGAUGCUCUUUUCAGUUUCAUUCAUUGGGUUCUUUACAGACAAGCUGCUCAACGUCUCAUUGAGAAAACUAGAUUCCGUGGUCAACUUCACAAAACUCUGAAUGCUCAUCGUGUCUUUAUAGAUCGAUUCCCAGAGGAAUUGAACUUGCAAACUGAUUUCGCAGUAUCAUUUGUGAUGAUGAAAAGAUACGAAGAUGCGCGAAUGGUACUGAGAAAUGUGUUGGCCAAUGAUCCAAAUCAUGUGAUUGCAAUGGCUUAUUAUGGAUACAUUUUGAAGGCUCACGAUGACAAAGUAGAACAAGGAGUGGCAUUGAUGAGGAAAAGUCUGAAACUUGCUGACAACGAAAUCACUGAUCCCAAAUUCUACUAUCAACUUGGACACGGUCUCACCACACUUGGCAAAAAAUCAGAAGCCGAUGCAGUUUACCAAAAAGCUGCUCAGAUGGGAGUGUUCAUGACUGCUCAACAGAGAAGCUUGUAUAAUAUCGAAGGACUCACCGGAAGAGCUUGGUGGAAUAUGGAUCAAACUCCAUAUUCGAAAUUCUUGAAAACUGUAGAACGACAGUGGGCAACCAUUCGACAAGAGGGAAUGGAAGUUUUGAAAGAUUGUAAUGAUUGUUGGUUAGACAAUAACCAACAAUUGGUGAUAGACGGACAAUGGAAAUAUUUCCCAAUUAUGUCAGAACAACAUUUUGUUAAAUCUAGCUGUGAACGAAUGCCACAAACUUGUUUGAUCCUCCAAGAGUUUGCUUCUUCCAGCAAUGCCAGUAAAUCAGAGAUGUAUCUAUCAGUGCUAUCAUCCGGUGCAUCCAUUUUACCACACUGUGGUCCUACCAACUACCACCUUCAAGCUCAUUUAGGUCUUGUGUCUCCUUCAGAAGCCAGGAUACGAGUGGGGAAUGAAACAAAAGGAUGGAGGUCUGGAAAGUUCAUAAUAUACGAUGACAGUUUUGAACACGAGCUCCAAUUCGACGGCGCUUCUUCAUCAUCGUUCCGACUGGUUCUCAUCCUUCAGCUUUGGCAUCCCGAAGUGCAACCCCAUCAACGCGUUCUGUCAUUCCUUACAUAG
This is a messenger RNA of Caenorhabditis briggsae, 2787 nucleotides long. Lineage: Eukaryota; Metazoa; Nematoda; Chromadorea; Rhabditida; Rhabditidae. Gene Ontology annotation, molecular function: peptidyl-aspartic acid 3-dioxygenase activity; protein binding. The transcript is spliced from 14 exons. Gene Ontology annotation, biological process: peptidyl-aspartic acid hydroxylation. The coding region runs from base 1 to 2787 and encodes 928 amino acids. The record is from RefSeq and is a predicted model, not a curated record. Gene Ontology annotation, cellular component: endoplasmic reticulum.